Molecule: messenger RNA, 1023 nt
Organism: Tachyglossus aculeatus (Australian echidna)
Lineage: Eukaryota; Metazoa; Chordata; Mammalia; Monotremata; Tachyglossidae
Product: hepatitis A virus cellular receptor 2-like
Exons: 9
Coding region: 1-1023 (340 amino acids)
Source: RefSeq, a predicted model, not a curated record
AUGUCUAUUCAUUUCUUCUUCAGUUGGAUACUGAUGCUGCUUCUUGUAGGUUGUGCAGAAUGUGGGCAAACAGUAGGAGUGAUGGGUCUUUCUGUCACCUUACCCUGUUUCUACUCAGUUCCUGAUGAAACACAUCUUACAUCCAUGUGCUGGGGUCGUGGAGUGUGCCCUCUGAAUAGAUGUGGGGAUGAAAUCAUCUGGACCGAUGGGAGGGAAGUGACCUAUCGAAGGAGCAGCAGAUACCAGUUGAAAGGGGAUCUCCUCAAAGGAGAGGUCUCCCUGACUAUAGCAAAUGUGACCGGUGCAGAUGGCGGAAUGUACUGCUGCCGGGUGGAGUGUACUGGUUGGUUUAAUGAUAAGAAAGUUAACCUACAGUUGGUGAUUGAGCAAGCCAGCAAUUCCACUGAUCUACUGCCAGCCAAGGACUUCCCUUCAGGAAUACCAAUUUAUGUCUCCACGGAAGGCUACGGCUCAGCCAGAAAUUCCACUGCUCUAUCUCCAGCCAAGGACUUCCCUUCAAUAAUUCCAACAUAUGCCCCCAUGGAACGAUACAGCUCAGCUCCUUUUAUUUCAACUCUGAGAACAGAGGUGGCAGGAUCCUCUGAAACAUCGGUUCAAAUGAAUGGGACCCAGUCCAGCGACCAGUGUUGCCCAAUAGCUGUGAACAUACCAGUAACACAGACUUUGGAUGGCCUUCGAAAUAGAAAUCAAACAGAAAUGACAACAGCACCAGAUCCAUGGAUGACCAGCAGCAAGGGGCUAUAUAUUGGAGUCAGUGUUUUUGCGGGAGCCCUUCUCAGCCUUAUUUUAGUUAUCCUUAUUUUCAAAUGGCAUAUUCACAACCGAAAGAAGAUGCAGAGCUUAAGUUUAAUUUCACUCUAUAGCCCUCCACCCACUGGAAUACGGACUGCAAUGGAGGCAGGCAUUCGUGCGGAAGAAAAUGCAUACACCGUUGAGGAAAAUGCUUAUACCACUGAGGAAAAUGAGUUCACCACAGAGGACAAUGCCUAUAUUAUCGGAUGA